Molecule: messenger RNA, 781 nt
Organism: Patella vulgata (common limpet)
Lineage: Eukaryota; Metazoa; Mollusca; Gastropoda; Patellidae
Product: DNA replication complex GINS protein PSF3
Exons: 3
Coding region: 69-674 (201 amino acids)
Biological process (GO): mitotic DNA replication initiation
Cellular component (GO): GINS complex
Source: RefSeq, a predicted model, not a curated record
GACCCUGGCUCGUGAGUUUGGCGGUAGAUUAAACUGUUUGGCUUUCUGUGAUCUGUUUAUUGCUGGUUAUGGCGAAACAAACUGAUAAUUAUUUCAACAUAGAUGGUAUUCUAGCAACACAGGAAAAAAUACCUUGUAAAGUGGAACUACCAAUUUACAGACUAGGAUAUUUGGAUAGCAGUUCUGAUAGUGAUGAUCUUCUACCAGGAACCAAGUUAGAAUUGCCAUAUUGGAUGGCCAGAGGUCUGUGCAGUAGAAGACGCCAGAUUGUUAGUAUUGAAAUGCCAAAACAAUAUCGUGAAGGUUACAGAGAAAUAUUAACAGCUGAUGCCACGGUUGUAGAUUUACAUCAACUGGGUCCAUAUUUCUACAGUUUCGGAACAGAUCUGUUAAACUUUGACCACCCUGAAGUAAAUGAUAUUGCCAAAUGUCUGAUCAAGACGAUGCAAACAAGAAUUAGAACUAUCAUGGACUCAUCUCAGAACUCAUUUAAACUAGACACAUCAAAUAUAACUUCUAAACUAGACGAAAUGGAAAAACAUUUAUUUAAUGCAGGGCAGCAUGGAUUAAUAGAGUUUCAAAAAUGGGAAACUCGAGAAACGGAAAAACUUGUGACUUCGGAAAUGGUGAAAAAACAUCGGAAACGUAAAAGAAUUAUGAUGGAAACAUCCUAACAGAACUCACUGACAUAAUUCAAACAUUUGUUAUUUAUAUUUGUUUAUAAUGAAUUUACUAUAAUUAAUAUUAUAUUUAUAAAAUAAAACAAUGAAAUGGGGUUUAA